UCUGUCUCGCGAGAGGUAUAUAAGGCCGCGCUGCCUCCAACUCCACACAGUACUCCAAGACACACCAUAGAUAUGAAGACCCUGAUCGUUGUAGCAUUCCUGGCUGCCAUGUGCUUGGUGGCCACAAACGCUGAGCCUUCCCCAGAUGCCGAACCCGGUCACUUCAGGGGAGGUUUCGGAGGAUUUCGAGGAGGCAUCGGUGGGGGCUCCCAUGGAAGUGGCUUCGGGGGAGGAUAUGGAGGAUAUCGUGGAAGGAGGAGUGCCGAAGCCAACCCUGAGCCCGUUGCAGACCCUGAAGCCGAUCCCGGUUACCUAGGUAGUAGAGGCUUCGGCGGUGGUAGAGGUUUCGGCGGUGGCAGAGGUUUCAGUGGUAGCUUCGGAGGAGGACGUGGGGGAUUUGGAGGAAAUAGAUAUUACGAUUACAAAAGAAUGAAACUUACGCAAGAAGAGAGCAACAAGUCAUUCAUGUCCUUGAGAAGUCGUCUAAUCUCUGUCUCGCGAGAGGUAUAUAAGGCCGCGCUGCCUCCAACUCCACACAGUACUCCAAGACACACCAUAGAUAUGAAGACCCUGAUCGUUGUAGCAUUCCUGGCUGCCAUGUGCUUGGUGGCCACAAACGCUGAGCCUUCCCCAGAUGCCGAACCCGGUCACUUCAGGGGAGGUUUCGGAGGAUUUCGAGGAGGCAUCGGUGGGGGCUCCCAUGGAAGUGGCUUCGGGGGAGGAUAUGGAGGAUAUCGUGGAAGGAGGAGUGCCGAAGCCAACCCUGAGCCCGUUGCAGACCCUGAAGCCGAUCCCGGUUACCUAGGUAGUAGAGGCUUCGGCGGUGGUAGAGGUUUCGGCGGUGGCAGAGGUUUCAGUGGUGGCUUCGGAGGAGGACGUGGGGGAUUUGGAGGAAAUAGAUAUUACGAUUCGAAACUUACGCAAGAAGAGAGCAACAAGUCAUUCAUGUCCUUGAGAAGUCGUCUAAUCUCUGUCUCGCGAGAGGUAUAUAAGGCCGCGCUGCCUCCAACUCCACACAGUCCUCCAAGACACACCAUAGAUAUGAAGACCCUGAUCGUUGUAGCAUUCCUGGCUGCCAUGUGCUUGGUGGCCACAAACGCUGAGCCUUCCCCAGAUGCCGAACCCGGUCACUUCAGGAGAGGUUUCACAGGAGGAUUUGGAGGAGGCAUCGGUGGGGGCUUCCAUAGAGGUGGCUUCGGGGGACGAUAUGGAGGAUAUCGUGGAAGGAGGAGUGCCGAAGCUGACCCUGAGCCCGUUGCAGACCCUGAGGCCGAUCCCGGUUACCUAGGUAAUAGAGGCUUCGGUGGUGGCUUCGGUGGCAGAGGUUUCCGUGGUGGCUUCGGAGGAGGACGUGGGGGAUUUGGUGGACGUGGAUAUUACGGCUAAUUUCCGGCCAUCUAAUCAGCCAUGGUUCUUAUGACUGCAGUUAAUAUCUAAAUUGAAAAAUACUAAAUAUAUAUAUCAGUUUA
This is a messenger RNA of Procambarus clarkii (red swamp crayfish), 1469 nucleotides long. NCBI's taxonomy places the organism in Eukaryota, Metazoa, Arthropoda, Malacostraca, Decapoda, Cambaridae. The record is from RefSeq and is a predicted model, not a curated record.